This is a messenger RNA of Botrytis fragariae, 1077 nucleotides long. Its product is annotated as putative sterigmatocystin 8-o-methyltransferase protein. The coding region runs from base 1 to 1077 and encodes 358 amino acids. The transcript is spliced from 5 exons. Gene Ontology annotation, molecular function: O-methyltransferase activity. NCBI's taxonomy places the organism in Eukaryota, Fungi, Ascomycota, Leotiomycetes, Helotiales, Sclerotiniaceae. The record is from RefSeq and is a predicted model, not a curated record.
AUGGCAAAUCUAGAAGCCCAAGAAAUUUUAAAAAAUCUGAGUACAUUACUUUCAGAUACUUCAUAUGGAAAUUCUCCGAAAAGUCAACAAGAAGCUGUGAGAUUGAGUAAGACGCUUACGGCAACGAUUGAGCCACCGGAAAAUGUUGCAAUGGAACUUGCUUUUUCGACAUUCAUACCCAUGAGCGCCCGAAUCGCAGUAGAUUUAAAUCUUUUUGAGCAUAUUGUUAAAUAUGAGCCUGUUAAUAUAGCGAAAUUGGCGGAGCUAUCAGGUGCGGAAGAAUUGUUGAUAACUAUGACGCAGAAGGGUAUUGCGGCUGGUCACCGCAUAUUAUUCGCAACCUCUAUGCUAGCCGCCCUGCACGCCCCUCGCUAUUUUCUCGAAACGAGCCACACCUCCCCCACAAACCCCCACGAUGGUCUUAUGCAAUACGCGCACGGAACUAAGCUCCAAAGUUUCGAUUACUUUGGUACCAUGCCUGGGAAUGUGCUUGGAGAUUUUAAUACGUUUAUGGGGAAUACGAUGGGAGCGCGGAAAUAUUGGUUGGAUUGGUGGCCGGUUGAGGAGAGGGUUUUCGAGGGGGUGGAAGGAGCAGAUAAUGCGCUGUUGGUAGAUGUGGGUGGAGGGAAGGGUCAUGAUGUUAUGGCUUUUAAGGAAAAGUUUGGUGGAAGGGAAAAUGGGGUGGGGAGAUUGGUCUUGCAAGACCAACCGCAUGUUUUGGAGGAGAUUGGCAAGGGUGAAUUAGGCGAGGGGAUAGAGAAAUGCGGAUAUGAUUUUUUUACGGAACAGCCUGUUAAGAACUCUAGAAUCUAUUUCUACCACCACAUCCUCCACGACUGGUCCGACUACAAAUGUCUCGAAAUCCUACGCGUUCUUAAGAGCGCAAUGAAACCGAAUUACUCAAAACUCAUUAUUCAUGAGAUGAUCGUACCGGAAUCAGGGGCUUCAACAUACCAUGCACUUUUGGAUUUGACAAUGAUGGCUUUUAAUGGGGGGACUGAGAGGACGGGAAAAGAAUGGAGGGAUUACUUGCGAAAGCGGGGUUUGAGGUCACGGGGAUUUGGGUUCCUGAGGUGA